AUGUCCAACACAACCCCAGACACCCUCCUAAAACUCGCCUCCGAACUGUCCACGCUCGGUACCUCUCUCUCAGCUGCAGGCACCAAACUGGCAGCCGCAGCUACGUGUCUGGAGCAAGAAGCAGCAAAUAUUGCUCUACUUAAUGCACAGAAGUGGGGGAUAGAUGUUCAGGUUGCGGUGAGGACUGGACCAGGAGUGUACAAUGCACCGGGCCAAGGAAAAGGGGGGGGACAUGAGGUUGUCAUCAAUGGGGUUAAGAAAUGACUCGUUAUUUUGGAGAGGAUGUGAAAAAAAAGAAAUAGUUGUUUCGAGAUAGGGGGAACACAAUGGGCAAGUGUACC
Molecule: messenger RNA, 341 nt
Organism: Bipolaris sorokiniana ND90Pr
Lineage: Eukaryota; Fungi; Ascomycota; Dothideomycetes; Pleosporales; Pleosporaceae
Exons: 2
Coding region: 1-264 (87 amino acids)
Source: RefSeq, a predicted model, not a curated record